GCCAUUCAUCUCCUCAGUUGGGCGUUGGACUCCGCAUCUUUUUAUCAAGCGGGGGGACUGCUCCAUUUUGCAGCGACGCGGCCACCAGCCCGGGAUUUUAUCAUUCUCCAAACUUCCAGCUUCGCUCCGCUUCUCUGAAAAAUCCUCCGCCUGUCACCGGACUCCGCUCUCCGUUUUGUCUGUCAACUUUUUUUGUGCAGAGAGAAAGAGGAGCGGCGGCGGAGAGCUUCGCGUUUUAACAAAGAGACUCGUGGGUCUUUGUUCGCUUUCUCUCUCUCUCGCUCUCUUUUUUUUUUUUUUUUUUUUACCCCCCCUCUCUCUUCCCGCUUCGGAUCGGUUGGUUUCUUUGUUGGAGGGAAGAAGCAUGGGAGCGCAAUUAUCCAAGACAACGGGUGAAACCGUGGCUGAAAAGCCCGGAGAAGCUGCUGCUUCCCCCGCCAAGACCAACGGACAGGAAAAUGGGCAUGUGAAAGCCAACGGAGAUGCUUCUCCUGCAGCGGCUGAGAAUGGCAAAGAGGAGGUGCAGGCCAACGGCAGCGCUGCGACUGAGGAGACCCCCAAAGAGGAGGCGGCAGCAGCAGCAGAGGAGACUGGGGCGGAUUCUGCUGAAAAGGAGGCUGCAGAUGGGGAAAAGAUAGAAACAUCUCCAGCUCCUGCUGAGGGAGAGGCUGCAGCCAAGGAGGAGGGAGCUACACCUUCUACCAGCAACGAGACCCCCAAGAAGAAGAAAAAGAAGUUCUCCUUCAAGAAGUCGUUCAAGCUCAGUGGCUUUUCUUUCAAGAAGACCAAAAAGGAGACUGGCAAUGGAGCCGAGAAGGAGGAGGAGGCGGCAGCAGCGGCUCCUACAGAGGAGGCCAAGGCUGAGGGCAAAGAGGAGGCUGCAGCUGCCGGCGAGGAGGCCAAGCCCGCCGAGGAGGAGGCGGUGCCUGCUACGGAGCAGGCCAAGGAGGAGGUAGAGGCGAAGCAGGAGGAGGCAGCACCAGCAGCAGAGAAGCCGGCUGAGGAGGUCGCAGCCACAGAGGAGCCAAAGGUGGAGGAGAAACCGGCCGAGCCCACGGCCGAGGAGGCACCCAAGGUGGAAGAGGCACCCAAGGCGGAGGAGGCUCCCAAAACAGAGGAUGCGCCCAAAACAGAGGAGGCCCCACAGGAAGCAGCAUCAGCAGAGGCCCCGGCCGAGGCCCCCGAAGCUGCUGAAUAACACCUGAAAUAAAAAGAUAAUCAGAGAACAUUUCCUUGUUUGUACGUUGAAGUGGCGCCACCUGCUGGCUACAGAGGACUUGUCUACAAGCAGGGAUAUUUUAAAGCUUUUCUUUUUCCUUUUUUCUUUUGGUUUCCAUCCCCUUUUACACAAAACCCAUCUCAGACCAUUGAUACCAGCUCGGGAGGUGGGUGGCUUCAACAUGAGCAGCGAUCGGAUUCAUCCACACUCUGCCAUAUAUUUUUACAUCAGUAUUAUUGAUUUUAUUAGUUUUUUUUUAAUAUACAAAAUGUAAACAAAAUAGGAUGGAUGUGGCCUCGACAUGGAGACAGAGCUGUAAAUGUGCCACUGUUAAGACCAGAAGAGUCUAAAAAGGGAAGGAGAUCUUCGUGGCUGACAACACUAAGUCAUUUUUACCAGAACAGACCCACAGAUAGAUGUUAGGAAACCAGCUUUUCACUUCUCAUUAGCUGUCAGUGAUCCAGUAGAGAGCAGUUGUAUAGGCUUUACUGUUUAUUGUUGGUUAAUAAAAUGUAAGUAUGUAUAGGCGGGGUGUUUUUUUAACUGUGAUUAUUGUACAAAAAGAAAAUCUUGAUCUCAAAAAGCACAUAAAAUUUGCAGCUUUUUUCCACCAACUUGUCUUUUUUGUAAGAUACCAACCAACACGAUGACUGAGACGACCAGACCCUCAGUCUGACGAAGCAAGCUGUGAUAAACUGUUUCUAUCUGUGGUUUUCUCUCCACUCCAGCAGCCAGUUUGUUGCCCCAGACUGAACUCGUCUUUCAGAUGCAGAUGUUUGUGUAGCAUCUUGUUUUCUUUCUUUUGUAAAUACUGGAGAAGCUUUGAUGGAUUCGACUAAAGAGAAGGUGUAACUUUGCUAUUAAAACUCCUGCUUCAGGGUGUUCGGAUUUUCUGUGAGCACACCAAAAGCAAAAAUAAAUGUGAAUAAAAUUUGA
This is a messenger RNA of Melanotaenia boesemani (Boeseman's rainbowfish), 2155 nucleotides long. RefSeq names its product myristoylated alanine-rich protein kinase C substrate a (gene marcksa). Gene Ontology annotation, biological process: actin filament organization; central nervous system development. The record is from RefSeq and is a predicted model, not a curated record. Gene Ontology annotation, molecular function: calmodulin binding; actin filament binding. Gene Ontology annotation, cellular component: cytoplasm; actin filament bundle; plasma membrane. Lineage: Eukaryota; Metazoa; Chordata; Actinopteri; Atheriniformes; Melanotaeniidae. Bases 365 to 1198 code for a protein of 277 amino acids. The transcript has 2 exons.